This is a messenger RNA of Drosophila innubila, 3593 nucleotides long. RefSeq names its product kinesin-like protein Klp10A (gene Klp10A). Gene Ontology annotation, molecular function: microtubule motor activity; microtubule binding; ATP binding. The record is from RefSeq and is a predicted model, not a curated record. Gene Ontology annotation, biological process: microtubule-based movement. The transcript is spliced from 5 exons. The coding region runs from base 397 to 2916 and encodes 839 amino acids. Lineage: Eukaryota; Metazoa; Arthropoda; Insecta; Diptera; Drosophilidae.
CAAACUGUGAACUAAAACUCUGUUGUUGACAUCUGGUCGCUUUAUAAUUUUUAUUUCGAACACACUCUUGUGAUAUCUAGUUGUGAUCUAUUCCAAAAAUAUAAAAGGAACCUUUUAGUAAUUUUAUGGAUUUGUGCUAUUUAAUAGUUACAGGGUUAACAUCGCGUGUGUUCAAAUAAAUGACUGUGUCGAGAAAUCGACGCAUGUAACCAAGCAGUUGGCCAUUUCAAGGAAGGCAAUAAACUACACCACACACACAUAUAUAUACACGCGCACUCACACACACACACACACACACACACACAUCUAUACAUUCACACAUACAGUAGGCAAAUAAAGAAAUACACUGAGAAGAAAAAGGAUACAAGUGGGGAGGAUCAUCUCAUCAUUUGAAUCAUGGAAAUGAUUAACAUUGGUCAAAGCGUUAAGAUCAAACGCACCGAUGGCCGUGUCCAUGGAGCGGUUGUAUCUAAACUGAAUCCAUCGGCACGAUGCAUCACCGUUGAAUGGUAUGAGCGUGGCGAGACCAAAGGCAAAGAGGUCGAACUGGAGGCCAUACUAUCACUCAAUCCGGAGCUAUCGCUGCCUGAUGCUGUUGAAAUACAGCAUACAGCGCCCGAACCAAAAAAACAGGCAACAGCACCAAUGAAUCUAUCACGAAAUCCCACACAAUCGACAAUUGGAUCUGGUGGUGGAGGUGGCGGUGGUGCUGGAGGUGGUGGUGGUGGUAGUGUUGGAGUAAGUAGUAAUGUUAGUAGUGGUUUAGGCAGUUUAACCGCACGCUUGACCAUGACCGGUAACCAGCUCAACAAAAUCACCGAAUCGAGCAACACUACGGGACCGACACAUCUGGGCCAAAGUCAAAGCUAUGGCAACAUGUCCACGGCGAACAACACCCACCAGGCCGGUGGUGGUGCCACAGCAGCUACUGGCAUGUUGCGACAACGGUAUCUCAGUCAACCCAAUAGCAAUGCACAGACUCGCAUCGCAUCCGCCAGCAUUAGCAACAAUGUCCACAAUGAUCGAGCUGGUGGCGGUGGUGGUGGUGUUGGAGGUGCUGGCGGCGCCGGUGCCGGUGGCGGUGUCAAUUCAUCCAUCACAAACAAUUCAAAUAAUUCAACAAUUCCCGCCGCCGCAGCCGGAGCACGUCGUUCUCAUGCUCUCAAGGAGGUGGAACGCUUAAAGGAGAAUCGCGAAAAGCGUCGCGCACGUCAAGCUGAAAUGAAGGAGGAGAAGGUGGCGCUGAUGAAUCAGGAUCCCGGCAAUCCCAAUUGGGAGACAGCGCAAAUGAUACGCGAAUAUCAGAAUACUCUCGAAUUUGUUCCACUUCUCGAUGGUCAGGCGGUGGAUGAUCAUCAAAUUACCGUUUGUGUACGCAAGCGUCCACUUAGCCGCAAGGAGUUGAAUCGCAAAGAGAUUGAUGUCAUAUCCGUGCCUCGCAAGGAUGUCCUUAUGGUGCAUGAACCACGCGCCAAAGUCGAUCUAACCAAAUUUCUCGAGAAUCACAAAUUUCGCUUCGAUUAUGCAUUCAACGAUACAUGCGACAAUGCAAUGGUAUACAAAUACACAGCAAAGCCGCUGGUGAAGACCAUCUUUGAGGGCGGCAUGGCGACAUGCUUUGCUUAUGGCCAGACGGGAUCUGGUAAGACACAUACCAUGGGCGGUGAGUUCAACGGCAAGGUGCAGGACUGUAAAAAUGGUAUUUAUGCCAUGGCUGCCAAGGAUGUGUUUGUCACAUUGAAUGGUCAGCGAUAUCGAUCCCUUAACCUGGUCGUCUCGGCCAGUUUCUUUGAGAUCUACAGCGGUAAGGUCUUUGAUUUGCUGGCCGAUAAGCAAAAGCUGCGCGUCCUCGAGGAUGGCAAGCAACAGGUGCAAGUUGUUGGCCUCACCGAGAAGGUGGUGGACAGCGUUGAGGAAGUGCUGAAACUUAUACAGCAUGGCAAUGCAGCUCGAACGUCUGGUCAAACAUCGGCUAAUUCGAAUUCAUCACGCUCACAUGCCGUAUUCCAAAUUGUCUUACGUCCAAUGGGCAGCAGUAAAAUCCAUGGCAAAUUCUCGUUCAUUGAUUUGGCGGGCAAUGAGCGUGGUGUGGACACCUCAUCGGCGGACAGACAAACACGCAUGGAAGGUGCUGAGAUCAAUAAAUCUCUGCUGGCAUUAAAGGAGUGCAUUCGUGCCUUGGGCAAACAGUCGGCGCAUUUGCCAUUCCGUGUGUCCAAGUUGACGCAAGUGUUGCGUGACUCAUUCAUUGGUGAGAAGAGCAAGACCUGUAUGAUUGCCAUGAUAUCGCCGGGAUUAAGCAGUUGCGAGCAUACAUUAAAUACGCUACGCUAUGCGGAUCGUGUCAAGGAGCUGGUCGUUAAGGAUAUUGCCGAAAUUGGCCAUGGCGAUGCCGAUCCCAUUGAGAUAAUGGAUGAUGACGAGGAGGAGCAACAAUUGGAUGAACAAGGCGUUGGCAUGUCCACACAUCAAUCUACUCAGCAUCAUCAUCAUCAUCACCAUCAAUCGCUGCAGCGCGGCCAUAACAAUAAUAACAACAAUAGCAAGAAUGGAAAUGCCGCCCACAUGGAUUUAGCCAUGCUUAGUUCGCUGAGCGAACACGAUAUGUCGGAAGAGCUGAUUGUGCAACAUCAGGCGAUUGAUGAUCUGCAGCAGACUGAGGAGAUGGUCGUUGAUUAUCAUCGUAGUGUUAAUGCCACUCUGGAGAGUUUCCUAGCCGAAUCGAAGGCCCUAUAUGAUCUAACGAACUAUGUUGAUUAUGAUCAGGAUGCGUAUUGUAAGAGGGGCGAGACAAUGUUCUCAACGCUUUUGGAUAUCGCCAUACAAUGUCGUGAUAUGAUGACCGAAUAUCGCACCAAAUUGGCCAAGGAGGAGAUGUUGUCUUGCAAUUUUAAGCCAACAAAUAACAAGCGUUAGGCAAGUUCCAGAAGCCCAGCAACAAUAAUAAUAACAACAACAACAACCAAUAACAGUAACAAUAACAGCAUUAACAAUAAUAUAAAAUGAACAGCAAAAACAACAACAACAACAACUAUGUCAGCUAUUCAAUAAUUUUGCAUAGUGCAUUGAUUUUUUGUUCUAAGUUAUUUUAAAUUUUGAAUAUCCUUCCCUUUGAUAGAAUAAUGAAGGAAAAAAGAAACAAACUACAAUUACUAACAGUAUCAAAUAAAAAGAAAAAAAAUACAUUUCUUAUCCUAUAGCUGACAUUUGUAUGUAGUUGACUUACGGUAAAUACACACUCACACUAACACACACAUACACUCAUCCUGAAAAUCCCUUCCAUCCCAAAUCACAAGUUGUGUGUUUUUUUUUUAAUUAAAUAAUUUUAAAUCAUCUCAAGUUGCACAAUAAUAAAAUUCAUAAGUGUUUUUCAUAUAAAUUUCGAAUUUUUUCAUUAUUUAAAAAAAAAGACUAUAAAAAUCACAAGUUAACUGUAGAAAAAAGGGACAGCUUGCGACAGUUACACUUGCUCAUUCACUCAUUCACACGUUUGUCUCUUUUCGUGCACUCUCUCUCUCUCUCUCUCUCUGUUUCUUAUUAACUCUCUCUCACACACAUUCGCAUGCAAACUGAGUCAAGCUUAAAAACAAAAA